Messenger RNA from Strongyloides ratti, 1449 nucleotides. RefSeq names its product Arginyl-tRNA--protein transferase 1. Lineage: Eukaryota; Metazoa; Nematoda; Chromadorea; Rhabditida; Strongyloididae. Gene Ontology annotation, biological process: protein arginylation. The record is from RefSeq and is a predicted model, not a curated record. Bases 1 to 1449 code for a protein of 482 amino acids. Gene Ontology annotation, molecular function: arginyl-tRNA--protein transferase activity. The transcript is spliced from 4 exons.
AUGACGGAAAAUACAAUUCUUGGGACACUUGCUAUAUUCAGAAAACGAUCUACACUAUUUUCAUGCGGUUAUUGUAAAGAUAAUGGAAAAAGAAAUUUUAGUCAUGGAUGCCUUAUUCAAGUAUUAAGUUUUAAAAUUUUUGAAUCAUUACUCGAUAGAGGAUGGAGCAGAUUUUUAGGCCUUGUUGCAAUAGAACUCUCUCCACUAGGUUAUAAUAUUGUUAUGGAUAGAGGAUGGAGACGGUCUGGUAAUUAUUUAUAUAAACCAAUAAUGAAUAAAACUUGUUGUCCACAAUAUACAAUACGUUUAAAUUUGGAUAAAUUUGAAUUAAGUAAAUCACAUAAAAAAGUUUUAAAAAAUGUCAAACGUUAUCUAGAGAUUGGUGAAUGUCAAACACGUAAAAUAAAUGAAGAAAAUAUUUAUUUACCAAUAAAAAAAACAAAAAAUGUUUCAAAUAUAGAAACUAGUCAAGAAAAUAUAGAAAAGUCAAAGAAAAUGUCUAAGAAGAAAAAUAUAAGAAGAGAACGUGCUUUACAAAAGUUAAAAAGUAAAGGUAUUGAUAUUGAUGAAUAUCAAAUGGAGCGUAGAAAAAAAGAAGAAAAUCGUAAAAAAACAUUAGCCAACUACAUAGAAGAGAUUAAAAAUAUUGAAGGAAAACAUAAACUUCAAUUUCGACUCGUUUAUAUUGGUAGUGAUUCAUUUAAAGAGACCAAACAAGAAAGUUAUAAUGUUUAUAAAAAAUAUCAAGAAGUUAUUCAUAAAGAUUCAAAUAACUCAGAAGCAAAUUGGCAUGACUUUUUGUGUUGUGGAAAUAUAUUCAAAGGUUUCAAAAAUAACGGAACAUCUAAUAUUACAUAUGGUGCUUAUCAUUAUCAAUAUAUUUUAAAUAACAAUAUCAUUGCUGUUAGUGUUCUUGAUAUUCUACCGCAUUUAAUAUCAGCCAAAUAUUUUUAUUAUGAUCCUCAAUAUUCUUUUCUGAAUUUGGGAACAUUUAGUGCAUUACAUGAAAUAUAUUUUGCACAAACUCUUCAUGCAACAGAUCCAAAAUUAAAGUAUUAUUAUAUGGGAUUUUAUAUUCAUAAUUGCCCAAAAAUGAGAUAUAAAGCUAAUUUUAGGCCAUCAGAAUUACUUUGUGAUCAAAGUUAUCGAUGGAUGGAUUUAAAAGAAGCAACUGAUAUGAUUGAAAAAAAUAAUGGUCAUUUUACAGUAUUUUAUCCUGAUGAUAAAAAUAUUGAAAAAAUUGAUCUUGAUAGAGUAAGGUUUAUAAAUCCUCGCAAAGAAAUUCAUGGAUAUAGAUCAAUGGCUCUUCAAGCAGAAUAUGAAUAUUUAAAUGACCCAUACCAAAGAGAAGUUAUUCAAUAUAUAAUGGAUAGAAUUGGAAAAGCAUGUUAUAAUAUGAAAUUUUUUAUAAUUGGCGAAAGAAUUAACUAUGACUCAGAUAGUGAUUAA